Copidosoma floridanum is the source of this 1536-nucleotide messenger RNA. It is a transcript of the gene Grx3, whose product is annotated as Glutaredoxin 3. The record is from RefSeq and is a predicted model, not a curated record. NCBI's taxonomy places the organism in Eukaryota, Metazoa, Arthropoda, Insecta, Hymenoptera, Encyrtidae. Gene Ontology annotation, biological process: intracellular iron ion homeostasis. Gene Ontology annotation, cellular component: cytosol; nucleus.
GGCAAUUUGAGCUUUUUCUUUUUGCCUACGUGUGAUCACGACCCAACCCUUAAUAAUUACUCGCUAUAUUUAAAAAUUUCGUUACGUUCGAUUAUAUAAAUUGAUGUACAUUCGUUAUCCACAAGUAAAGAAAAAUCCAAUCAAACAGGCAGAGUUAAUUUUUAACACUCUUUUGCGCCUCAAAUAAUAGUUUUUGUAUUCCAGCUCUAGGCUCAUAUAUACUUUUUAUUUUGCAUAUUUCGUAAACAAUUGACUUACGAAAAAAUAUAAGUGGCGGUUGAUUUUGUAAGGAACGAGUAAUACUUGUUCACUAGUUUAGAAGUCUCCCGAUUUUCCUUGUCUUCUGUACGGACUCUAGCAGAGCUUGCUUGACUACUCUAUGAGUACCAUCUCUGGGGUCCCAUUUUAGUAUUUUUAAAUUUGUAAAACAGUAAUAACAGUUUAAGAUGUCUGUCGUUCAAGUCAAUUCAAAUAAAGAUUUUCAGGAUAUUAUUCGGUCGGAUUUAGCAAUUGUUCAUUUUUCUGCUCCAUGGGCUAGACAGUGCACGCAAAUAAAUAAUGUUCUAGAGCAAAUGAUAAAAUCAGCCGAUUUCAAGAAUGUUAAGUUUGCCAAUGUUGUGGCCGAAGAUUUUCCAGAAAUUUCAAUUGAAUGGGACAUCAGAGCAGUUCCAACAACUUUAUUCUUUAAACACACCGAAAUUGUUGCAAGAAUAGAUGGUGUCAAUCCUACAAAAGUUCUUGAGCUAAUAAAUAAGCAGUUAUUAAGAGAUCAAAACGGAUCAUUUAAAUCAGAAAAUUCUGAAGAAAAAAUUAAAAAAUUAGUUAAUCAAGCUCCCUGUGUGCUUUUUAUAAAAGGUACUAAAAUUUCUCCACGUUGUGGAUUUUCAAAGUCGAUGAUAGCACUGGUGGAAGAGCAUAAAAUAAAAUAUGAAAUAUUUAAUGUAUUAGAAGACGAUGAGGUCAGAGAAAGCCUUAAAAAGUUCAGCGAUUGGCCAACAUUUCCACAGUUUUAUGUUAAUGGUAAGUUCAUCGGAGGUUUAGACAUUGUAAAAGAAUUAAGCAAAACAGGAGAGCUAGAUCGUAUGAUACAAACAACUUACCAAAAUUUAGAGCACAGAUUAAAAGAGUUGAUAAAUCAAGCUCCUUGCAUGCUAUUUAUGAAAGGAAACAGAAAUACUCCUCGAUGUGGAUUUUCUAAAACGAUUGUAUCUUUGUUAGAUGAAUAUAAUAUUGACUACCAUACAUUUGAUAUUCUAGAAGAUAAUGAAGUAAGAGAGGGAUUAAAAAAAUUUAGUGACUGGCCAACAUACCCACAGUUAUAUAUUAAUGGUGAAUUUAUUGGUGGAUUAGACAUUGUUAAAGAGAUGAGCAAAACUGGAGCCUUGCAUAAUAUAAUGUCAAGAAAACAGAUGUAGCUGGUUUUGAUGGUGAUAAUCUAUUAACUGGUUUCAUUUGAAAACGAGAAAAGUAAGGCAGAUUAGUACACAAAAAAAUUUUUCUUGUAUUGAGUGCGACUUGCAAUAAAAAUGCCCAUUU